GCGAGGGCAGCCGAGUUGCUCCUGACAACAGCGGCUGGAGGGGAGGAAGCAACGAUGUCUGCUCUCAGGUACGCGGGGCUGGACGACACCGACAGCGAGGACGAGCUGCCUCCUGGCUGGGAGGAGAGAACCACCAAAGACGGCUGGGUUUACUACGCCAAUCAUGUUGAACUGAAAACCCAAUGGGAUCACCCAAAAACGGGAAAGAAGAGACGGGUGGCAGGAGAUUUACCUUAUGGUUGGGAACAAGAAACAGAUGAAAAAGGUCAGGUGUACUUUGUUGAUCACAUCAAUAAAAGAACCACAUUCCUGGAUCCACGGUUGGCAUUUACAAUUGAGGAGACAUCAGACAAGCCAACUAUUCGGCAGCGGUAUGACGGUAACAGUGCUGCUAUGGACAUUUUGCAUGGCCGAGACCUAAGUGGCAAAGUUGUAAUUGUCACAGGAGCCAAUUCUGGGAUUGGUUAUGAAACUGCGCGUUCUUUAGCUUUGCACGGAGCUCAUGUUGUCUUAGCCUGCAGAAACCGAGCAAGAGCCGCUGAAGCUAUACAAAAGAUAUUGGAAGAAUGGCAUAAAGCCAAGGUUGAAGCUAUGAUCCUGGAUUUGGCCUCCCUUCAAAGUGUCCAACAGUUUGCAGAAGCCUUCAAGGCUAAAAACCUAUCCCUUCAUGUGUUGAUCUGUAAUGCCGCUGCAUUUGGUUCUCCGUGGCAAUUGACAGUGGAUGGCCUUGAAACCACUUUUCAAGUCAAUCACUUGGGACAUUUCUACCUGGUGCAGCUCCUUCAAGACGUUCUCCGUCGUUCAAUACCUGCAAGGGUUAUUAUCGUAUCCUCUGAGUCACACAGAUUCACAGAUAUAAAGGAUUCCUCGGGGAAGGUGGAUUUUAGUCUGCUUUCUCCUGCUAAAAAAGAUUACUGGGCCAUGCUGGCUUACAAUCGUUCGAAGCACUGCAAUAUUCUCUUCUCGAAUGAGCUGAAUCGCCGCCUGUCACCUCAUGGUGUAACAUCCAACACUCUUCAUCCAGGAAACAUGAUGUACUCCUCAAUACACCGCAGCUGGUGGCUGUACACCCUACUGUUUUCCUUGGCUCGUCCUUUUACCAAGUCGAUGCAACAGGGAGCAGCCACCAGCAUUUACUGUGCUGUCGCCCCAGAGCUGGAGGGGCUGGGAGGGAUGUACUUCAAUAACUGUUGUCGGUGCCUGCCGUCACAGUCAGCCCAGGACGAAGCAUUGGCAUCCGCCUUGUGGGAGCUGAGUGAGAGCGUGAUACGAGAGCGUAUUGAGAGCCAUUCUGGCUAACAUCCAACCCUACAUCCGAAGAUGAGAGACCCACGAACACAGCAACAGGAAAAUGUCACUCUCCCUCCCUCUCCCCCUAUCUCUCUCUCUCUCCCUCUCUCUCUCUCCCCUUCCCUGGUUCCUUGCCCGCAAUUAUAAACUUGCAAGAUUGAUUGCACCACAAAUAAAAUUUAACCCUUUGAAGAACUA
Molecule: messenger RNA, 1488 nt
Organism: Amblyraja radiata (thorny skate)
Lineage: Eukaryota; Metazoa; Chordata; Chondrichthyes; Rajiformes; Rajidae
Gene: wwox
Product: WW domain containing oxidoreductase
Exons: 9
Coding region: 55-1299 (414 amino acids)
Molecular function (GO): protein binding
Source: RefSeq, a predicted model, not a curated record